Molecule: messenger RNA, 1501 nt
Organism: Actinia tenebrosa (Australian red waratah sea anemone)
Lineage: Eukaryota; Metazoa; Cnidaria; Anthozoa; Actiniaria; Actiniidae
Source: RefSeq, a predicted model, not a curated record
UCAUCACUUUGUCAAAGUAGUGUGGAUCCACGAGGCGUAGCCGGAGUCAGGCUUGAAUGUUAAGUGUUGGGGGUUUGAAAUGUUUUGGUUCACGCGUGACGUUAGUCUCCCCCACAGGCGCUUUCAGCUCAUAUUGGGUGUCUAACGACAUCACUUUAUUGUACUAGAUGGAAACACGCCGCGUCAGUUGCCCUUAGGUUGUAAACACAUUUAUCUUGGCUUUGACCAUGAGCAAUCUUUUAAGGGUUGGAAAGAAAGUCUUUGGCUUUGGCAUUAUCGCCAUUAUUCUCAUAGUAACCUUCCUUUUCACGGUCCUUCCGUCCCGGCCAGUUUCAGAAAACAAAAAAGCAACUGAAAAGAUUGCACAGUUUCAAGAAAAGACAGAAUUACCGAAGAUAGAAUUACAACAGUAUGUUCAUCCGCAUAACAGUUCUAUUAAAGGAAUCGAGUUCAACCUGAAAAAAGCAACUGCAAAGACUGCACAGUUUCAAGAAAAGACAGAAUUACCGAAGAUAGAAUUACAACAGUAUGUUCAUCCGCAUAACAGUUCUGUUAAAGGAAUCGAGUUCAACCUGAGUCUUCAUAUCUACAGUCUUGCGAUGCAACUUAUGGCUCAACUGGAAAGCGGAAAAAAGGUAGAAAAAUUGACAAUGGAUUCGCUAAUAGAAGCCAUGGCGCCUGUGACCGCUAUAUCGAGUAAUCAUUUUCAUGAGCUCAUUGCACACCUUGGCGAUUUUCAUCGAUUCGUUCCCAACAAGAAACUGGUUGUUUACGAUCUUGGGCUCACUCAGAACGAAGUUUCAUCUUUAAAAGGGAUAGAUUAUGUCGAGUACAGAAAGCUUAAUGUAUCUGUAUAUCCUGAGCAUGUUAGAAACUUACACUCGUAUGCUUUUAAACCACUCGUCAUCCAGCAAGUACUUGCAGAACGAGGAGGAGUAUUGUGGAUGGAUUCUAGCGUGAAAAUCAGAAUGCCAUACACUAAAUUACUCGAACAAAUGGUGAACAGCAGCUCCGGAUUUCUUUACUACUUGCAUCCAAAUAGGCAUAACAUUUUGUCUGCUACCCAACCAAGGAUGUUUGAAUAUUUGCCAAUGAAUAACUUGCACGAAAUGAAGUUUAAUCAACCCCAGGCAACUGGAUUCAUAACUUUUAACACCCCCGAGAUCCGUAAGUUUAUAUUUAAAUGGGCGAUACUUUGUAGCCUUGUUCAGGAUUGCAUCAUACCCAAAGGGUCCACGAUAUAUUGUGGUUCUAAAUUUCCAGAAAAACCAGCUAGUGGUUGUCACCGGUAUGAUCAGUCGAUGUUUUCUAUUCUGGUAAGGAAUGAAUUCGGCUCAGAAACUAAGAGAUAUAUAAUAGGUGAGAAGUUAGAUUAUGCAGAUGUUAACAGAAUGACUUAACAUCCACCUGAAAGGUUUUUAUUCAUUAUUGCCAAAGGCUGAAAUAUGUUAAGCUUUACAAGAAUUAACGCAAUACAAUAUAAGUGUAUUGUGCUUUUACG